Messenger RNA from Didymodactylos carnosus, 4032 nucleotides. The record is from the annotation of a GenBank genome assembly. Lineage: Eukaryota; Metazoa; Rotifera; Eurotatoria; Philodinida; Philodinidae.
AUGGUUGUUUCUACGUCACAUCUUGAUCCUAUGGAUGCAUUUCACAAACUUGUUCAACAACAGCAACUACAUCAACAACAAUCACCAGCCAAGUUGCCUCGUUGGUUUUCACAAAAUAUUUAUAAAUACUUUGUCCUGAUCCAUGAUGUUACUGAAGGAGAAGAAUCAAAUAUAACAUUACGAAAAGCUGUAUCUGUUUUUGGUGAUUUAAAACAGCAUUAUGGUGCUGGAAAUUGUCAUUUAUUACAAAUAAAUUCUAAACGUAAUCAGCCACAAUCAAUGUCAAAUGUCAAUGAUCCAGCAGACUCAAAUAUGACUGAUCCAUGGCGUCUAUAUGUAAAAACAAACGAAACAUUCCAACAACAAAAUCGUCUUUCAGCAACAACAUCCGAUGUAAAUUAUUAUGGUCAACAUGAAACUGUCAAUAAUUCAUCACCUCAAUCUUAUUCACCCUUUGUAUUAAGAAAACAAGGAUCAGCUAUAUCAUUACCAAGUGUUGUUAACUCAUCGAGUUUAUCAAUAGAAAAUUCUUCUUAUACCGACUCAACGUCAAAUUUAACAGAUUUAUUAAGUCAAGAAUUAAACAUAGUAGACACAAAUCGACAACAAUCGGAAAGAAUUGCUCAUCCAUUAGAUCUAAAUGAUUUAACAUCAAGCCAAAGUACAACAGAUAAUACAAUCGAUGAAGGAUAUGAUGGCACAUCGACAACAACCUCAUCGUCAAUACCAGCCAUUGUUCAUGGAGCAUGUUUAACAUUAAGUGAUCAUGACAGAAUACAUGUAUUCAUGAGUGAAUUCGUUACCAAAGGUUUAUUGCCGUGGGUUGAAGUCAAUUUAAAAACAUAUAAUGAACAGAUAACAGCUCGACGUGGAAUAUCAAAAUUUUUUAAUAUGCCCAAAAAGUUUUUUGGUAGUACAAAACAAAGUCCAACAAUCACUUCACAUUCUCAAUCGGCAACAAAUUUAGCAGCAGAUUCUGUUGAAAUAUUGUUACGUCGUGCCGGUGAUUUGGCAUUUUUAUUUCAAGAUUAUGAAUAUGCAUUUAAUAGUUAUUAUGCAGCUAAAAGAGAUUUAUCAAAUGCACAAGCACCAACAUUCUAUUCUGGCGUACUGGAAAUGUGUUGUUUAUCGAAUUUUAUGCAAGGACCAGCAACAGCAUCAAAAAGUUAUUCAACAAGUUACAUGGAUGAAGCCAUUGAUACGUACUCAAAUGUAUGCAGAUUACCAAUAUUUGCUACUCGAUGUGUAUUAAUGAGCACUGAAAUAUUGAAAGCAAAAGAUAUGUAUGAUUCAGCUGUACAACAAUUUCUUAAACUUUCUCAAGAAGAUUCGGAUUUACGUGGUGCACUAUUUCUUGAACAAGUCUCCUAUUGUUUUCUAAAUUAUCGUUCACCAUUUAUUCGAAAAUAUGCAUUUCAUAUGGUUAUUGCUGGUCAUCGAUUUUUAAAGGCUGGACAAGAUCAUAUUAAUUACACACUUGGGAGACAAAAUUUUAUACUGAACCGUGCCAGUGAUUCAAUAAAUAAUUUAAACUCAUUAUUCAUGUCAAAUAAUAAUAAUGUACAAAGUGCACAACAACAAAUUGGAUUUUUUAAAGAAUUUCUUACCCUAUUUAGUCAAUUAGGUGACUCACAAUCGAUUGAUAAGACAUUGCCGGUAUUACCAUUACCAUCUGUUGAAAAUCAUACAAUUAAAGUUUUACUUGGAAGUCGUAUGCAACCGAAAUUAGGUGGUAACGUUUCAAAUUGUAAUGAUUUUGACUUUGAUGAAACGCUUGAAGUAUGGUCUGAUUUGGAAAGAGCAUUGAUGGCCAAUGAACGUCGAAAUAGUGGAACUCGUUCACAACAACAAAUAUUUACAAACCGUACACAUAAUCAACAAAAUCCAAUUGCAAUUGCAAAAGAGUCUAUAAGAGUUGAAUUUUACGUGCGGAAUACACUUCAAAUUCCCUUAUUACUCAGUGAAAUAAAAUUAUUAUGGAAGUUUUCAUCGAAAAAGAAAUUAUCAUCAUCUGACACCAGUACGAAAGAAGAUGAUAAAGAAUAUACAAAUAAUAUUCAGUUAAAACAAAAUGAUGAACACGAUUUACCCGUUGAAACCGAUAUAUUGUCCGAUUGUGUCAUAUUUCCUAACGAUAGUUCGAAAAUUGAACUUUGUCUUCGACCAAAACGAUCUGGACAUUUGACAAUUCUUGGUUUAUGUUAUCGUUUGAAUAUAUUAGUACAAAAUACUAGUGAUCAAACAACAUGGCCAGAUGGACUCUAUGGAAAACAACUAUUUCAUGUCAAAGGUUCACGUUUAAAUUCAACAAGAAAAGAGCGUCUCAAUGUUAUGUAUGGCACUGAUAAACGUUUAGAAAUUAACGUAUUACCAGAAGCUCCAUUAUUACAAGUUGAAUUUUCUCAAAUGCCUUGUACAAUGUUUUGUGGUGAAAUUCAAUCAUGUCUUAUUCAUUUAAUUAAUUUAAGUUCUCAACACUCAAUAUCUCGUAUUAAACUUGCAACAAGUCAUCCAGAUUUGAUAACAAUAUCCACAACGAAUGAAACAGAAGAAGAUGAUAAUGAUGAAUAUUACUCUUAUACAAAUAAGUCAAAAUUAUUAUGUUCAAAAACACUUUAUGAUAAAACUCAAAAAGUCUUAACAUUAAUACCAAAGUCAGCUAAUAAGACAACAUCAAAAACAAAUGUUUUAGAACCGAAUGCAAUAUGUACAUUAAAAAUAUGGCUAAAAGCGUCACAUUUAGUAGGCGAAAUAAAUACAGAUUUUUUAUUUCUAUAUGAAUCAGAUACAUUUCAACAACCAUUACGUUAUCGAACAGUUAAACAUUCAUCCUUAUUCAUUACAACCUCUUGUGUUGGUUUAUCAGCUCAAACUGAAUCAAUUGGUCUUGGAGAAUUAUUGUUACCUUUACAAAUCGAUAAUUUGACAGCAAUACAAAAUAAUCUACAAAUAACGUUAAGACAAAUAUCUUGUAUUAGUCAAAAAUGGAAUGUGAAUAAUUUAUCACCAGUUUAUCGAAAUUCCAUAUCAUGUGGUGAAAGUUUGUCAUUGUUAUUAAAAUGUUCAACAAAUAAAAUAGAUGAAAAAUCAGAAUCGAAUGAUGAUGCUUUAAUUAGUAAUCUUCUACUAUCUUCCAAUAAUAAUGAUAACAAUUAUAUUGACGUUUCUAAAAGUCCUGUGUGUGAUUUUUAUCGAAAUUUUUUAUGCAAUGAAAAUUUUUUUAAUCCAUCUAGAAAACAGUCUGAUUAUAAUCGACGACAUACAUCAACGACAACACCUCCUACCAUUCAACCAUCUCAUACAAAAUUAUCGCUUAUAUUACUAUGGCAAAUAGCAAUGUCAAAUCAACUAGGUCAAAUUGAUGUUCGUUAUGGUUUACAUAUGAUAUGUCCAAAUUUAGGUGAUUCAUUAAUAAACGAUCAAAUCAUAUUGGAGGAUACACAACAACCACAACAACCUGUUCAAUUUUCAUCAACAAUUUUGACUCUUUCAACUCAAAAUCCAUAUGUUGAAGAACAACGAUUGUGGACAUCAAUUCAAGAAAAAUUUUCAAAAGCAAUACAAUAUGAAAUAAUUUAUAAAACAUCUGUCAAACAUGAUUUUAAUAAAAACAGAACAUUAUACUUACCAGUUGAAUUGAAAUUAUUUAAUAGUUCCCAAGAUAAAUUAAAUAUUCAUAUUCAAUUAUCGAGAUCAUCAUUAGAACUUGAUCCAUUAUUAUCUUCAUGUUGUCUAUGGUGUGGUAUAACGGAUCAAAUAAUUGAAAUAAAUGCAUCUCAAACGUUGAAUGUACAAUUAAAAGCAUGUUUUUUCAAACCGGGUUUCUAUUAUCUUGGAAAUUUAACAUUAUCAAUUGUUGUUAGUGAGACUAAAAGUGAUACGAUAACUACAUUAUCUCCACACAAAUCUCAACAAUUAUCUAUUACAAAUUUUUCAUCUAUACUACCUAUUCUGUCGUCAUUGUCAGCAAUUAAAUCAAUACCGAUCAAAUCAAAUAUAGAAAAUUAUUUUGUAGAUAUUUCUGCUUGUUAG